Molecule: messenger RNA, 5136 nt
Organism: Phyllostomus hastatus (greater spear-nosed bat)
Lineage: Eukaryota; Metazoa; Chordata; Mammalia; Chiroptera; Phyllostomidae
Gene: CACNB4
Product: calcium voltage-gated channel auxiliary subunit beta 4
Exons: 14
Coding region: 407-1828 (473 amino acids)
Biological process (GO): chemical synaptic transmission; neuromuscular junction development; calcium ion transmembrane transport
Cellular component (GO): voltage-gated calcium channel complex
Molecular function (GO): protein binding; high voltage-gated calcium channel activity
Source: RefSeq, a predicted model, not a curated record
AUAAAAUGCCAGGUCUGAACUGCCUCUGGUGAUAUCCUCAGCCUGUGUGAUGUGAAUGAAUAGCAUCUUGCCUGGCAAAUCCACAGGAAUUGAUAAGGCAGGUGCAGUUCUCCACACAGGCCUUUUCUAUCUUUUAGCUCUAGCUGUGGCUUCUGUAGCAGUUUUGCUUUUUGCCUUGAAAGAGGUGCUCUGGAUUAUCAGACCUCCAUGUAUGACAAUUUGUACCUGCAUGGAAUUGAAGACUCGGAGGCUGACGAAUAAUGUGAUGUGUUACCCAAGAUGGUGUGAACAAAGCUUCAAGCCAAUGGAGAAGACUAGGCCUAAAUAGCUGACCUGGUGAAGUGAAAAAUAAAGCCACACCUGGAGUGCCACAUCCUCAGCAGCCUUUCUCAGUGCCAAUGCAUUUAUGGCUGGUUCAGCGGAUUCCUACACGAGCAGGCCGUCAGACUCUGAUGUCUCUUUGGAAGAAGACAGGGAAGCGAUUCGGCAGGAGAGAGAGCAGCAAGCGGCUAUCCAGCUUGAGAGAGCAAAGUCCAAGCCUGUAGCCUUUGCUGUGAAGACGAAUGUGAGCUACUGUGGUGCCCUGGACGAGGAUGUGCCUGUCCCAAGCACAGCCAUCUCCUUUGAUGCCAAGGACUUUCUACACAUUAAAGAGAAAUAUAACAAUGAUUGGUGGAUAGGAAGGCUGGUGAAAGAGGGCUGUGAGAUUGGCUUCAUCCCAAGUCCACUUCGACUGGAGAACAUACGGAUUCAGCAAGAACAAAAACGAGGACGUUUUCACGGAGGGAAAUCCAGUGGAAAUUCUUCUUCAAGUCUUGGAGAAAUGGUAUCAGGGACAUUUCGAGCAACACCUACAUCAACAGCAAAACAGAAGCAAAAAGUGACGGAGCACAUUCCUCCUUACGAUGUUGUGCCGUCCAUGCGUCCGGUGGUGUUAGUGGGGCCGUCACUGAAGGGUUAUGAGGUAACAGACAUGAUGCAGAAAGCCCUCUUUGAUUUCCUGAAGCACAGGUUUGAUGGGAGGAUAUCAAUAACGAGAGUGACAGCUGACAUUUCUCUUGCUAAGAGGUCUGUCCUAAAUAAUCCCAGCAAGAGAGCAAUAAUUGAACGUUCCAACACUCGGUCCAGCCUAGCGGAAGUACAAAGUGAAAUUGAAAGAAUCUUUGAGUUGGCAAGAUCUUUGCAACUGGUUGUUCUCGAUGCAGACACCAUCAAUCACCCCGCACAACUUAUAAAGACUUCCUUAGCGCCAAUUAUCGUUCAUGUGAAAGUCUCGUCUCCCAAGGUUUUACAGCGGCUGAUUAAAUCCAGAGGAAAGUCCCAAAGUAAACACUUGAAUGUGCAACUGGUGGCAGCUGACAAGCUUGCACAGUGCCCCCCAGAAAUGUUUGAUGUUAUAUUGGAUGAGAACCAGCUGGAGGAUGCCUGUGAACACCUGGGAGAGUACCUGGAGGCAUACUGGCGUGCCACCCACACAACCAGCAGCACGCCCAUGACCCCGUUGCUCGGAAGGAAUUUGGGCUCCACAGCACUCUCCCCAUACCCCACAGCAAUUUCCGGGCUGCAGAGUCAGCGUGUAAGGCACAGCAACCAUUCCACAGAGAACUCUCCAAUUGAAAGACGAAGUCUAAUGACCUCUGAUGAAAAUUAUCACAAUGAAAGGGCUCGGAAGAGUAGAAAUCGCUUGUCUUCCAGUUCCCAGCAUAGCCGAGAUCAUUACCCUCUUGUGGAAGAAGAUUACCCUGACUCAUACCAGGACACUUACAAACCCCACAGGAGCCGAGGAUCGCCCGGGGGAUAUAGCCAUGACUCCCGACACAGGCUUUGAGUCUGCUGACACAAACAAAAAAUUUAUUUGUUGACAAUUUGCCAUAGCACUGCUAGGAUAAACCCAUCAUCUAACUUGGCAAGUACGGCACAGUAUUGACUGUGUUUAUGGGCUGCUGUCAUUGGAUGCUAAGUAAGGGGCAAAAAAAAUGUACAUUAUGCCCUUAAGUCUGGAUGGAUAUUAGAUGCCCAAUCAUAUAGAUAUUUUAAGUGCAACAUUUACAUAACAGUACCUUUAUUUUAUUCAUUAGAUUUAGACACAUCGAUUUGUAAUUUAGGGUACUUAUUGAGGCACAUAUAAAAUAAUUUCCCAUGCUGGAAAUUCCAAAUGACCAGUUCCAGUUGGAACCAAUUUAUAAACCAAUUCCUGUUGGAAUUUGGGUGAAUUGACUAGAAAGUCUACUUGAGCAUGUUGUGAUCCCUUUAAAAAAUCUGAAAAACACUAAUGAGGAUAUCAAAAUACCAAUAGAAGCCAAAACCAGCUAUGGCAUUUAUUUGCUGAAAGUUAAAUUUACCCUUAAAGUUGGAACAUACACACAUUUUAAUACAUGUUAAUGUUGCCAGAAUGGCUUUUCUAACUUACCAAAUAUAUUGAUAGUGCCAAAAAAUCUCAAAUUAAUGCAGAAAUUACACAGUCUCCUCAAGAUUUUAAUAUUUUUCUUUCCUGGCACAGCUGUUGUUUCAAAGUGUUUUGCUUUUUGUUUAGUCACUACUGUUAGCUCUUUUGAAGUUGGCAAAAAUCUCAAAAUUUCUUUUGCAGUAAGAAAGAAGAGUCAAGGGAAGCCCAAUCAUAGCUGGGUAUAUGAAAGGCAAGAUGGGGUGUUGUUUCCAUUUUAAUCAAUCCGAGCACAACUAAGCACACCCAGGAAUCUGCAGGCAGGUAGUGAGGGUGGACACAGAUCCUCCUGAGUGCAAAGCUAAACAUCUCCAGGUGGCAGCUUAUCCAUCCACUUACUGCAGACAUGGGUUCAGUAUUUCCCACCAGACACAAUUGAGUACUUUUUCAUUGCUUCACUCAGCCUCUGUCUUUGAAUAUCUGAAUGCUCUAGCCCUUCCUCAAAUUCUUUAUAAUUAUGUUAAAGAUGUUAGUUUUACAUAGAAACAUUCAAUUUUGAUAUUGAAAGAUGUGUUUAUACAAAACAAUUAAUUGAAAAUGUGAAAACAAAUGAAUUUAAAGGCUUGCAAUAAAAAUAAACUCAUAGAUCCAGAAUAUAUUUGUUCACUAAACAUAGCAUUUUUAUUGCAAAGAAUUAUAAAGAAUUUGGAGAUUGAGCCAUCUUAUUUCUAAUCAACACUCCUCUUCACAUAUUAAGUCUUCAUAGUUUUUCCAGUGGCUAUAAUUAUGGAAUUAGUGUCCUUCUGUCCUAUAUUUUUAAAAAAGACUUAGAUUCACUAUGACCCAAGAAAUUAUUGAAAUUGACCAUUUUAUAUAAUACACACACAUCUUUAGGAAAAGGCUCUUGUUUCUAAAAGUCCACAAUGCAUGUGUUUUCUAAAGCCCCAACUGGACCACGCAUAAAAGUCCUUUUGUACUGGUACAUGUCACAAAACCUAUUUUUUGAGAACAAUAAUAAUUCAUUUUCUAUUAUCGUAUUCCCCCCACCAAGCCUUUCAAUACUUAGAAUCUCAAAGCAUGCACCAGUUAAAUAAUUUUCCUUACUGUGAAAAUAAGUUCCAUAUUCUCUAUGAAUUAUACAUGUCUUGAACCCUGUUCUGACGUCCCACCUCCCCUCCCCUCGUGUUCACUGUGCACACUCCAUUAUGAACCUGUGUCGCUGAUAUGAGGAUGCCUAUAAUUAUGUAAGUUAUCACAAAUAUUUGAUACAAUUCAAAAAUAGGGGCUCAGUAAAUUCUAAAAGUUAACAAGUGAUCUUGGCUUAUGAGGUUCUUUUGUCAUCUAGUGAAGCCUACAGAACUUUCAGUUAAGACAUUUAAAAGAGCUAUAUCCAUUAGGCACUUUAAUAAACAUGUAAACUGCCAUUACUGAAUAUUUUGUUAGAGCACAGAAGAGCACUUUCCAGCAAACAAAAUAUAUUUAUUACAUGUACAGCACAUAUCUGCAUGAGAAAGAAAACAUUAGCCAAAACAUUUUUCUAGAUGCUUUACUGGUUUCUUGUUUGUGCUCAUUAAAGUAUUUAAUUGCAAAGAGUGCGCCAAGGUGUAUAAAUUUAGACUAGACAGCUGUUCUGCUUUUUCUGUAGUAGCAUUAGCAAUCCGGUCCUCUAACUAUUUUAAGAUAUUUACAUUUUAUGGCAGGUAGCUAUAACAGCAUUUACAUAUAUUUCCUAGUCAGCAAGAUUACCAUAUUCUUUCACUUUAAAAAAUCACUUGUUUUAAAAGGCCUCUCAGAGCCUUGUUCUAAGUCUUCCGUGUCAUGCUGAUAAAGAGAGAGGUCCAUUCAGUAUCUGCACAAACCAACCUGUCAUUUACCACAAAGUGUCCACAUCUGUCUUGCUUUGCAUCUUAUUCAAAAGCUAACAGUCUUGGAAAGGGUAUAAUGUAUAUUUUCUUGAUAGAUAUAUUUAAAAUUUUACUUUGAUAUGGCAUAUUUUUCCCAUUCCUUUUGUAAUGUUUAUCUUCUCCAAAUGAAUAAGAGAUGCAUUUUCCUUUUUUUUAAGGCUUAGAGUUUAUUGUGUAAAUGAUACUAAAAUACAGAUAUAUACUAAAUGAAAAGUUUUAUUUUUGCCAAGCACAUCAAGCACCUUUGGAAAAUACAUAUUCUACAAAUAAUUUGUUUUUAACUGAUUUCAUUUGAAAUUAGCAAAUGAUAAGCAGGAGAAAGAAGUCUUAUAAUAUUUUGAGGCUGUUUUGACUUGUAGUAUAAACCACAUAUGCUGAAAUUUCAGUAUAUGGAAUUUCAGAAUAUGUAAGUUACAUAUUCUGUAAUUUCAGUCAUUGAACAUGUAACAGUGCAGACUCAUGUGACAAUGUGGGAAUGUAGUCCUGGAAAAAAGGAGUGCAUUUUGUCAAUACUGAUAUUAAUUCUCAAGGCUAUAAUGUGACUUCAAUAUUAUAAUCAAUAAUGUGAUCUUGUUUACUCCAAUAUUUAAAGCAACACUUGGAAAUGUUUAUAAAUGACUAAUGAUUCUCUCUUAUCUUUAUACAGUUCUAUUGGAAAGAAAAUUGAAAUUAACAAUUUAGACUGAUAGUCUUUCCUAAUAAGAGAAUCUUAAUUAUGUGACAAUAUUUCAUUGCACUUAGUCCUUAAGGAAAUGAAUUUUUUAAACAUAAAACAAAUUCUGAGCAAAUUAUUUGUUCCCUUUAAAUAAUUUGUGAAUCACUUGAUUUAUUAUUGUUGUUGUUUGCAAA